AUGGCAUUUGACCACAUCGUUCAACAGCUUGUUAGCUUUCCGAUGACAACGAGGCGGACCAUGUCACAAAACGCGACGGCCAAACGAGGUGUUACAAAUACGAUGGGACCGACCAACUUAGGAUCGGUCCAUGCUAAUCUAAUGGCGGGACGCGAAGAUCAAUAUUUUGCCGAUGGUAUCGUGUCGGCUGUGCUCUUCAGAGAAGCCAAGUACAUUGAGAGCUUCUACGCGUCAAGAGGCAUUAAAUGUCCCUCGCCUUUUAAUUGUACAUGGGACGAGUUUGCCACAUUAGGCCUAUGUUACCAGACUACACCCCUGAGCGAGGAUGAGUGGCAGACAGACUGUCAGGUAACCGAUUACGACAAUUGCUCAUAUGACAUACCCGGAAUCACGCGUUUCGAGAUAUCGGCAAAUGCUGUUUUCGAGUCUAAGGAGGUGCCAGCCAACGUUUCACAGCACAGGUUUAAUAUCAGCAACCCCUUACUAACGCUGGCAUCCCUGAAAAGACACAAUUUUUCAUCGGUGGAAUACAAAGUCUCCAACAUGACUGUCACCAGCUUUUCCCCCUGUGUAUACACCGCUGUCAGCAACGCCAUCAAUGGGGUGUACAGCUUCCACAUAAUCAACUCAUGGCGCAACGAAUCUGCUCUGGUGCCGAGCAACAAUCCAGUCGCCGACCUUCCGGAUGUCUUCAUGACACCGAGCCAAUCGCAACUGCAUCUCGAUGGCAAGCCGUUCCAAGCUGCCACAUAUCACAUCCCAGGCCCAGUUGCUGAUCUUAUGCGGACUACGUUGAGGUCCGCACUUGUCGUUCGUGCCGGUUUCAACCCCAACGGUUCAGUCGAGGCGGACUUUGCCCAUGCGGGAUAUGGCAACUCCAAACUCGUUGCUUACAGCUACCUUACAAUCGCGGGUCAGUGGGAGACGAUCUUUAAGAGUGUCGUGGUUGGCGCCACUUCUUACAUGCGAAGUCUUGACGACCAGAGCUCGGGUGAGCAGCAGCUCCCCAUUCGGCCCCGUUCAUCACGACCCAAAAUGUCGUCCCCGACCCGCCAGCGCAGUCCCUCAAAGUCCACGCCCCGUCGCAGCUCAUCGCACCCGCCCAAAAACAACGAUGCCGCCGCCAGCCAGCAGACCCCGAACGUCUCUCGAGCCUCUGCGCCACCGUCCUCCGCAGCGCGCUUCUCCAUCCGCACACCCGGCAACCAGGUGCUCGACUUCCGGUCGUCGCGCCACCUGCUCUCCGCCUCAGGUCGCAAGGGAGCAGGAGCCGGCGCAGGCAGUGCGGUCCCCACCCAAUUUACACCCCAUGGCCGCGCCGCCAUCCGCGCCUUGGACUCCCGACGCGCCGCCAUCAACGAGAUCAACACUCCGGGCCGGAACCGCCGGCGCUCCGUGCGCGACCAGAGGGAGACGCCGCGGGAUCUGCUGCGGGCCCUGAGCCGGACCCUGGCGCCCAAGUCCAAGGUGAUCACGACGUCGUCGAGCUCCUCACCGGAUGAUCCCAGCAACAGCAGUACCCGCAGGCGGGGCGGGCGCAGCCAGAGUCGAAGCAGGAGAGGCGGGCAGGUUACGAUACCCGAAGACCCCGAUGAUAGCGAUGAGUUCCCCAUCGACAGACCACGGCUGUCGCUGCCGAUCGACGACGUUAGUGACGACGAUCUGCGACCGCCGAGGACGUCCGGGCUGGAGGAUCUCGAGGACAACUUCACAAUGCAGAGCAUAGAGCUGGCCCGUAGGCAGACUCUGGACAACCAGCGGUAUUCAAUGCGCAUGAGUGACUACGGACCUAUGAACGACCCCCCGAGCGAGGACGAUGUCGGUAUAGACUCGGCCUUCUUCCCCCGGACCAAUUGGGAUGGCGACGAGGGUGACGAUUCCGGCAUGGCGGGUCUGGGUGACGACGAUGCUACGUUUGAACGGAUCGACGAUGACGAGGCUGGUCGCCGAGAGACGCUGGGGAGGGAAAGCUUCGGGGCUAUUGACGUGAAUUUUGACGAGGCCGACCAGAGCACAGUCAUGCUACAGCCACAGGUCGAAUCGAGUCCCAGGAGAGAAAGCUUCUCAUCCCCACGAAACGAGGCUUUUGGAAUGGAGGACGCUCCCCUGCCUGAAGAAAUAGAGGUCGACGAGAACGGCAAGCAGUCGCUAGGACUGCGCGGUGACGGUGAGGGCGAAGCCGAAGGUGACAGUGACAUUGAUUUCGGCGACUUGGCCUCGGAAGCAGCUGUCGCAGAGGUUGUCGGACGGACGACCAAGCCAUCAAUAUCGAGCCGACUGAAGAAGCCCGGCAAGAAAAUAUCCCAGCAUGGCAUCGAGUACCCUUCGCUUCCCCCAGGGGUCGUCAAGAGAGUCGCGCAACGCUUCGCCGGCAAGUCCAAGAUUUCUCCAGACACCUUGGCAGCCCUGGUGCAGGCGUCCGACUGGUUCUUUGAACAGCUCGGGGACGACUUGUCCGCAUACGCCAAACAUGCGGGUCGGAAGACGAUCGAGGAGAGUGAUAUGUUGACUCUGAUGAGGAGACAACGGCAGAUCAAUGCCAACACGACGCCAUUCGCGCUCGCACAGCGUUAUUUGCCACGAGAGCUUCUACAAGAGCUGCGAAUGCCUCCUCCGGGACGGGUAAAGGCUAAGAAACGCCACAGGUCCCCAUCUGUUGGCGACGACGGCGGUGUAACAUGA
Messenger RNA from Diaporthe citri, 2682 nucleotides. RefSeq lists its product as uncharacterized. Gene Ontology annotation, cellular component: FANCM-MHF complex; Fanconi anaemia nuclear complex. The coding region runs from base 1 to 2682 and encodes 893 amino acids. NCBI's taxonomy places the organism in Eukaryota, Fungi, Ascomycota, Sordariomycetes, Diaporthales, Diaporthaceae. Gene Ontology annotation, biological process: resolution of meiotic recombination intermediates; replication fork processing. The record is from RefSeq and is a predicted model, not a curated record. The transcript is spliced from 4 exons. Gene Ontology annotation, molecular function: chromatin binding; protein heterodimerization activity.